UUUUCUAUUUCCAUUUCUAUUUCUAUUGACGACGAGAAACGUAAUUUAUUUAUUACGAAGCUUAGUUGUAGAGAGGUGCAGAUAAUUUAUAUUUUCUAGUCUAUUUUUUAUGUUGGCGUUUGUGAAGAGCGCAUAAAAUUGAGAAAUUGUGAUAUAGUUAAAAUGGUACAACACGAUAGUUCAAAUUCCGGCGACGAGAGCUCUGUAAUCCCGGAAAAUCCUGCUAAAGGUAUUCCUGCUGGAAAAUACCAUUUAGUGGGAUGGGGGAUCGACACAACAGGCCGUCGUCUCAUUGAUGAGAUAGUACAGAUUGCUGCUUUCACCCCGAAGUCUAAAUUUUCACAGUAUAUUAUGCCCUUCGCUGACUUAAACCCUAUGUACAGCCGUAGACACAGUAUUCGUGUAAUCAACACACCACGCUACAGGCGUCUAAAAGACUUGAACACUGGCCAAUUUGUAAAGACCAAGAGUGAAAUUUCAGCUUUGCAGGAUUUUCUGCAGUGGCUCGAGACCAUUAGUGGUGAAGGCGUUGAUGGUAUUAUUCUUAUCUAUCAUGAAAUCCGGAAAGCUUCUCCAGGCAUGCUUUUGGAGGCUUUAAGGAGGUAUCAGUUGAUAGACAGGUUCUCAAAGGUUGUGAAAGGAUUCGCAAAUGGGUUUAAUAUUGCUCAAACGAAGUGUGCAAAUACUACUAAGUCUUUCAGCUUACGGGUGAUGUCGAGAGUAUUAUUGAACAGAGAGGAUGAGAAUUUCAGCAGUGCUGUGGAAAGGGCUCGUGCAUCCUUUGAGAUCGCAUCACAUCUGGCUCAGGGUGAGAGGAUCGAGUUGGAUGGGAAACCCAGUGAUGCGAUUAUAGGUACAGAACAACACAUUAUCAAUUUUGUCUGUCCUUUCACUAACCCGAUUUCAGCGGAGGAGGAUGAAAUUGCUGUAUUUAAGGUGUUGUUGGAAAGACAGAAUACAUUCCGGCCUGUGUUUGGUGCCUUAUUGAGAGCGAGCCGUACAGAAAGACAACACGCAAGCCAUCUGCGUAGACUUCUGGCCGAAAACAACAUCAAUUACGACAAACUGAAAGAAGCAUAUGAAACUGGUGCCAAAGAGGGCCUUGAGAAGGUUAUUAAAAAUGAAGUUGCCAAUGCCAAAGAAAAAGACCUGAAUGAACUGUUAGAGAUUCUGGACUGCUUCUUCGACCCGGAUAAGAAAGCAGUCCAACCAAAGACCCAGCGUUUCUUCCCGACUUACAACCGUCGGAGACAAAAGUCUUUCAACAAAAACCAGAGCUCCAAUUCGGAAAGUCACAGCCCCAAUGCUUCUACCGACAAUCCGACUACGGAGCCAGUAAGCGACGAGACUUCCCCUAGGAGUGAGCCGGAAAAGACAGUGGUGGCAGCGCAAUAAGUGCCUUAUCGUAUCCCUAGUUGUUCCCUACUCACACACACAGUCUCUGGCUUUUUCUUUUCUAACAUUUUCAGUUACUUACCCGCAAAUAUUUAUUUGAUUUCUAUAAGCAACAGCUGUGUUUAAUCUGAAAUAUGACAUAUGGAAUUAUUUUGUUUAAUCAUGUUCUAAGUUAAUGCAUUUUUUUAGAGAGAAUAAUUUAUGUUUACAUACAUGUUGGUU
Messenger RNA from Anoplophora glabripennis (Asian longhorned beetle), 1617 nucleotides. It is a transcript of the gene exu, whose product is annotated as maternal protein exuperantia-1. The coding region runs from base 163 to 1395 and encodes 410 amino acids. NCBI's taxonomy places the organism in Eukaryota, Metazoa, Arthropoda, Insecta, Coleoptera, Cerambycidae. Gene Ontology annotation, molecular function: RNA binding; protein homodimerization activity. Gene Ontology annotation, biological process: bicoid mRNA localization. The transcript is spliced from 4 exons. The record is from RefSeq and is a predicted model, not a curated record.